Clarias gariepinus (North African catfish) is the source of this 1453-nucleotide messenger RNA. RefSeq names its product basement membrane-specific heparan sulfate proteoglycan core protein-like. Lineage: Eukaryota; Metazoa; Chordata; Actinopteri; Siluriformes; Clariidae. Bases 54 to 1190 code for a protein of 378 amino acids. Gene Ontology annotation, molecular function: protein binding. The record is from RefSeq and is a predicted model, not a curated record. Gene Ontology annotation, biological process: axon guidance; cell adhesion. Gene Ontology annotation, cellular component: plasma membrane. The transcript has 9 exons.
UAGAAGAGACAGAGAGAGACAGAGAAAGACAGAGAGAUAUUUGACUUUUCAUCAUGGAGGUCAUCAGGUCUACACUCAUCUUCUCCAGUCUUCUACUAACAGUGUUGGCUCAGAAGCCGGUGGUGUCGAUCGAGCCCCGCAGAGCCGACGUUAAACAGGGCGAGACGGUGAGCUUCCGGUGCAAAGUGACCAGUGGUGCUUCGCCGAUACAGCUGGAGUGGAAACGAGGCAACAACCAACCGCUAGCAGAUAACGUUAAAGUCGGACCAGAUGGUUCGGUACUGACCAUUGCUUUUGCUCGGCCCGGUAACCAGGGACAGUACCACUGCACAGCAACCACCGCACAAGGAAAAGGCACCACCGCGGCAUCGCUAAAUGUGAAGCAGCCUCCAAAGGUGCGUAUCAACCCAUCCGGCCAAGCAAGGGUGAGAGUGGGUGAAGUCAAAUCUCUUGAGUGCUCUGCCACAGGAAGGCCCCGCCCCUCCAUCACCUGGAUUAAACAGGAAGCAGGAAGAGAGGAUGAACUGGUUUCCACGACGACAGACACCAGUGUGACAGCAAAGGUGAUGGUUCAGGAUGGUGGGACGUUUGUGUGUCGUGCCCAGAACAAGGACGGCACAGCGGAGCAGAAGGUGGUGCUUAAGGUAGAGGGCGGAGCCACAGAGCCCAAAGCUACGGUUGAUACCACGGACAUGACGGUUGUUGAGGGACAAACAGUAGAAAUGCACUGCCAGGCUACAGGUUCCCCCACACCUGUUAUUACCUGGUCUAAGCUGCGUGCUCCGUUGCCAUGGCAAUACAGGACUGAAGGAGGAACUCUGACUCUCAGUAACGUCGGACGGCAAGAUUCAGGUCAGUACAUCUGUAACGCCACAAACUCAGAAGGCUUCAGUGAGGCGUACGUGCAGAUGGAGGUGGAGACUAAGCCGUAUGCUACCACCAUUCCCGAUGUUGUUACCGCUCGUCGUGGGGACGCUAUGCAUGUGCAGUGUGUUGCCCAUGGCUCUCACCCAAUCACCUACCAAUGGACACGUGUGGGCAGGGCGGUGUUGUCCUCAAAGGCAAAGAUCAAUGAUGGUCUUCUGACAAUUUCUCCGCUCAAAGUGACUGACAGCGGGACGUACAAGUGCGUGGCCACCAAUCACAUAGGCACCAGUGAGGCCUUCACCACUGUCACCGUUAAAGCAUAAAAGGCGUAGAUGAUGUGAGCGUGCGAGGACAGCAGUCAUCCCUGCCAACACAUCACCACCACCACUACAUACCAGGCUUUAUAAACGACACCACGUAAUAACUUAAUGGCCUAACACAAACAUCUUGUCUACACCACGCAUCACACACACAUCACAGAGAACCCCAGUUACACUAAAACUUUACACACAGGCCAAACUGUAGGACAUUCCCGCACUCUUUUGUGUUUAAUAAACACGCAAUAAAUAUACCAUUUGGCCACGCA